Messenger RNA from Melanotaenia boesemani (Boeseman's rainbowfish), 5216 nucleotides. Its product is annotated as zinc finger protein 502-like. The transcript has 10 exons. NCBI's taxonomy places the organism in Eukaryota, Metazoa, Chordata, Actinopteri, Atheriniformes, Melanotaeniidae. The record is from RefSeq and is a predicted model, not a curated record. Gene Ontology annotation, biological process: regulation of transcription by RNA polymerase II. Gene Ontology annotation, molecular function: DNA-binding transcription factor activity; RNA polymerase II cis-regulatory region sequence-specific DNA binding. The coding region runs from base 328 to 3288 and encodes 986 amino acids.
AAUAGAGAAGAAGAAUUUGCUAACAACAAAUCACUUGCACUACGUGCAUGUGUGUUUAGAUUAUUUUUUUACGUUUGAAAAAGUGCUUAUUUUGAGUAAGACAGACAGGUGGCACUUUGCAGAGACAGUGGGGCAGAGCAGAUAUAGAUCUGUGUCUGCCCGUAACAAGAAAAACUAACGUAGUAACUGGCUAUGUAGCUAGCCGAGAUUGCUAAUUGGAGGUAAUCAAACUUUGCACAAGCUGGAGAAAAUGGACUCAAGCGUUUGCACGGACGUUUCCAAUGUGAUUUUCUUGGUCUGAAUGAAAUCUUGUUUGACAAAGAAGAUAUGUCCUUGCCUCUGGCAUCACUGCGCCUUUUGGUCCCCCCUCUUCAGCUCAUGACAGCCUCAAUGUGGCAGGUGAUGAAGAAAAAAGAUGUAAUGAAGUACUGGGCGUUGGCAGAGUUUGUGUCUUUGGUGAUGGACAUUGUACCAGAGCUGCUGAUGAACAAGCACAGAACUUUGCUAAAUUUGGGAUUAAGAGCUAGGUACAUUCUGGAGUUGUGUCGAAGUGAAGGACCUGGAAAACCUGAGUGUAUUCUCUCUUACCUGGACAAGAUAAAAUUGCCACAUUCUGCUCUGGUAGAAGUCAGAGAAUCUGAAGAGGAGGAGGUAAUAGCCAACUUUCUUGAGUUAAUUCAGAUUCUGCUCAAAGAUCCUGAAGAAAGAGGAAACUUUUUCACGGACGUGUUCUUUGCAGAGUACGGCCUGCAAUAUGACAGUGACUUGGAGAUGCUGUUUUCUGAGUUCCUGUCUCGACUGAGUCAGUUGUUGCCAGUUCCUGAUCUGGAGCAGACUGUUUCCUGGCUUGGAGCUGAAAGCUCUGUGCUGGAGGACUGUUUUCUGAAACUGUCUGAACCUACAGACUUGAAAAGUCUCCUCCAGCACCACAAAAACCCUGGCCAUUUGGACGAACAUGUUCUACCUUCUAGGAUGGGCCACAACAUCCUUUCCACUCUAUCCAUGAGAAAGGAGAAACCAUCAGAUCAGCCCAACCAGUCACAUCCACUGCAAGGCCACAGUGAUCACACAGAUGUAGAACCGUUGGUGGAUGUUGAGGUUGAAAUAGUAACAGUUUCUGAUUAUGCAGACUUAGAAGUAGGCGCAAGUACCAAUGUUGGAGUGGUGAUGGAAGAAAACUGCUUUGAUGGAACAAACACAGUGACUGAAGAUCCUCUGGUAGUAUUUCCAAAAAAAAAGAUGGAAGAAGAGGAAGCUGGUGAAGCAGAGGAGGCAGCAACAGAAGGUUUUGUGUCCUCCCAACAUAAAAUCCCUGUAGGAUCACAUGAUUGUCCCGACUGUGAAAAGAAAUUUAAAUUUGCCUCUGCGCUAUUGGCCCACAGUGUGAUCCACACCGGAGCACGCCCCCACCACUGCAGCGACUGCGGCCGCUGCUUCUCCUUCAGGCAGUCCCUCGACAGGCACAGACACACUCACAAAACUGGACGCACGUACGAAUGCAUCAUCUGCGGGGAGACCUUCCAUUCUUUGUCGGCUCGUACAGUGCACAAGCAAACACACAUGGAGGGUGGGGUUUACACAUGUUGUCAGUGUAACAAGAAGUUCAGCUGGGAGCUGUCCCUGGCAAAGCACCUGAAAACUCACAUUGACGAUCGCAACACAGACAAGCCUGUAAGGAGCCUCGAGGAUGAGCAGGAGGCUGUAAAAGCUGUUGACGGCAUCAGCGUGGCGAACACUGCACCUGAUGGUCAGGUGCAAACAGGUGAUAGUGGUGAUCAGGAUCCACAGUGGGCAGAGUGUCAGAGCAGUGAGCCUGGAGGUUCGGUUGCUGAGUCAGACAAUGAUGUGAUUCUUCCGGAGAAAGUCCGUGCAAGCGGACGCCAACGCAGACCAACAAUGAAGAUCCAGGUGAUAAAUUUACAGAAGCGCAUGGCCACUAAAAUAAAGGAGAGGACCAACCCUCUACAGCUGAAGACGGCCUCUUCUGUUUGUUCAGAACACUCUUAUGGGACACCCCUGGUCUCAAAAGAAGGCGAUCAAGAUGUCUCAUCGGCUGCUUUCUCCUGUCCUAAGUGCUCCUUCCACCACUCAGCAGAGAUGGCGGUCCUGCAGCACAUCGACAUGGUCCACUCUGCUGAAACAGCAGAGGAUAAGUCAUCCCCGCAGGCCCUCACAGGUGCUGAGGGACACUUUCAGUGUGCCGACUGUGGGAAAAGCUAUAAGUUUCAGUCCUUGCUUAAAGCCCAUCAGCGCAUUCACACUGGGGAGCAGCCCUUCACCUGCUCCCAGUGUGGACAACAUUUCUCCUUCAAACAGUCACUGGAGAGGCACAAGCAAACGCACAAGCCCGGACGCAAGUACAAAUGUCUGAUCUGCGGAGAGCUCUCCAGGUCUGCAGCAGAUCAGAGAACUCACAAGAGCACCCACAUGGAGAAUGGGGAGUACCUGUGCUCACAGUGUGGACAGACGUUCACCUGGAAGUCGGCGCUGGUGAGGCACCUGAAGACCCAUAGCAGGGACACUGAGAAGGUGAAGAGUUCUUAUAAAUGCCCUCGCUGUGAUCUGGGCUUCAGCUGUGCAAGUUACCUUAACAGGCACCUCCAGACCCACCAAGAGGAAAGAGUCCACGUCUGCAACUGCGGGAAGAGGUUUGCUUACCGGGCAGCUCUCACAGCACACCAACGCAUUCAUCAAAAAGAGCGGCCGCACAUAUGUGCACAGUGUGGAAAAGGUUUCCUUUAUAAGGGUGGUUUGCUGAGCCACAUGAAGAUCCACUCAGAGGAAAUGCCCUUCAUGUGCUCAUACUGUGGCAAGAGCUUCAAGAGGGAACGCAACAUGAAGAAACAUGAGCGCUGCCACACCAGAGAAAAUGUUUUCAGCUGCUCACAGUGCGACAAGAGUUUUGUUUAUAAAGCCACGCUGAUCAGACACGAGCUGACACAUUCUGGUGAGAGGCCGUACCUCUGCUCCGACUGCGGGAAGGGGUUCUUCUCUCAUGCUGAGCUUUUAAAGCACGAGCGCUUCCACACGGGCCACAAGCCGUUCCAGUGUCCCCACUGUGGCAAGAAAUUCACGCAGUCCUGCUACUUGACUAUCCACCUGCGCUACCACACGGGGGUCCGGCCGUACUCCUGCUCUGAGUGUGACAAGAGCUUUCUGAGCGCCAACCGGCUAAAGAGACACCAAAGAACACAUUCAGGGGAAAAACCGUAUCUGUGUGUCGAGUGUGGAAAAGGAUUCAGGCAAUCUUAUCAUCUCAAAAUGCAUCAACGAACACAUGUUUCAUGAAGAAAGCAAACAGAAAGAAACAUCCCUUCAAACAAGUUUAUGUUGAAUUUUGUUAAUAGAUCACCAACUCUGGUCCAUGAGGGCUGGUGUCCCACAAGUAUUGGAUGUUUCCCUACUGCAAUACCUUAUUCAAGUCUGCUAAUGACCCAAUUAUUUAAAUCAGGUGUGUUGCUGCACGGACACAUCCAGUACCUGCAGGAUACCAGUCUUCAAGUACCAGAGCUGGUGAUCCCUGCUCUAUAGUGAAUGUGAAGCGGAUGUUCCCAGAUUUAGAUGCCAAAUUAUAUUUUUGCUUUUCUUUUGUAUGCAUUCUAAUUUAUACCCACAAUAACAGACUGAUGCAAAACAGCUACGAUGUUUACCAUCUACUACUAGAUGAGCACUGAAAUCUGAUUGUCCUAAUUUUUAAAGUGAAACACAUGGUAAUAAAUAACCACACAGUGAGCUUCAAAUGAUAUAAAAGUUUUUUUUUUUUUUUUGUACAAAUGGGUAAUUUAAUUACUCCUGAACUUGGACAGCAGCCUAAAGUACUGCAGUGAAAUCAGCUUUAGGUUAGAUAUUCGACAGACGUUCGCUCCGGAGGUACCAGCAUCUCUGUAGGAGAGCAUAGACAAAUUCUCAGCCUUUUGUAAAAUGGAAAUCCUCAUACAGGAUGUAAAAAAGCAAGUGUCCAGGUUUGUAUCCAUGUUCUUCUGCUGGUGGUAGUAUUGGUCAACUAGUGCAGACCUCCACCAAACCCAAAAGGCCCAACUACCCACUCAGUAGCCCCUAUAUUUUGAAACUUCUGAAUCCUGAAUAGCAACAUGAUCUGGGUCAAAUAAUGUCAGAUUAUAAAACCCAUGAUACCAUCUUGAAUUUUUUUUUCUUUUGCUAAUGAUUCUGGGCAUUAUCUGAUGAGUUCGAAGCUGUAGUUGUAAAAAGAUCCCUAUUUCCCAAUAGUAAAGAAUCCUUAAAAUAAAUAAAUAAAUAAAAUCCAGGAUCCAGCCAGUGACAGUGUGGUGAUUUAUAACGUUUUGGACUUUCCUGCUCUGCAUGCAUGGGUUCUUUACCGGAGCUGCAUCAGUGACCUGGUGUAUGGCCAUUAUUAAACUCUCAACAUACGAUACAAUAAAUCAUUAUCACCAGACAUCAAACGCUUUGUUUCGUUCAUUUAGCAUUACAUUUUUUGUCCCUAAAAUAAUUAAUAAAAACUAUAAAUAUAUAUAUUAAAAAUUAAUUUUGUUAUAUGUUCAGAAAUUUCAAAAUCUUUAUUUUAGAAAGAUGUCAGAUCAAGGACUGUUACGGUGCCAGUUCGGGCCCCAGAUCUUAUUAAAUAGUCUGAAAUGCUAUAAACACUUGACACGAUCCUGCUGUAUAACACCCUCACACAGAUUCUGAUAUUUAGCAGUUAAAUUCCUCAUAAAUUUCCUGUUUUCUUUAAGAAGACCUUGGCAAUGUUUUCUGCUAAUGUGAAGACAUUGUAAUGACCAUUUUUAUCGUGCACAGAUCUGAUAGACAGCUGUAUCUGAAGAGCUUCUAUUCGGGAUGCUGUAUUUCAUUAGUGUUAAGAGGUUGAUUUGCAAAGUUGCACAGUUCUGACCUACAAAAUGGUAAUCAAUAGUCUUCAGAACCUAAGUCAUGAUAAUGUCCGCACAUACAAGUAGAGAAUAUAUGUCCCUCUUCUAAAUUUAUUUCCAAAUUCAGGUGGUUCCUUACAAAGUCUGACAUUAUGUAAGUUCAGUUUGUUAUACUGUUUACUGCUGCAGGAACAUCCUCUGCAUCAACGUGCAGGUAACAAAGGAGAUGGAUUUAAACUAUAAAAUAAUCACACUUUAUGUCAUAAUAUUGCCUUGACUGUGUUUUAACUGUUUACUGAUCAUGAGUCAUAACUUCAUGUUUUUCCUGCAUUUUAAUUUUUUUAUUAAACUUAAUAAAAUCUGCAAACUUGU